CCGGGACGGACGAGUGAAUGAGCUGUGACGGAAUCGGACUCGAGUCGAGACGGACGGCAGGUUAAGCUGAACGAGAUCGAACGAACUCUGACCUCUGCUCCUCAGAAAGAACGACGGCUCGUUUGACUGUCACCAUGGACUCCGUAUUCUCAUCUGUAAGGUCCCUUACACAAAUCUUUGAUGGGAAAAUGCAAGAAUUCAUCAGUGACAUUGAAAAUGUCCACAUGAUUUGGCUUGAGGAGAUCCAGCAGGAGGCUAACCGCAUGUUUUCAAGUGACUUUAGUACUGAACCAGAAUUGAUGCCAAAAACUCCAUCCCAAAAGAAGAGCAGUCGUAGGAAGCGUAUAUCUGUGGGGUAUCAGGAAGAGAAUCAUAUGAAGCGACGAUUUUCUAAGGGGAAACGCAGUAAGCUACGUGACUCGUCUGUCAGAAAACUAGACCUAAUUGAUGAAGAUAAAAGUGUACCUGAGGCCACAACCUGCGAGAUGCCCAAACGUAGCACCCGCAGAAACAAACAAAUCCAGGCUGAAGACUCCGCAGAUGCAGCAAUGCAACCUCCACUCAGCAGCCGUAAAACCAAGCAGAGCGGUGAUCUGAACAAAGACCAAAAAGUAGUUGUGGCAGACGAGGGGGCCAACCAACAGAGUGAGGUCAACCGUACAGGGACCACGGGUGAGCUGGACAGUUCUGACCCUGAUUUAUCAAACAUUGCCCACGGUUCAGCCAAGAUGGCUUUGCCUGAGGUUGCAUUGAAGCUGUCCACAGCAGAGCGUACGACUGCUGAGAUGGCCGUGAAGCCGGAGGUCUCUCCUGGCCGCUCAGCCACUAGGAUUGCAAUAGCCGGCCCAGCGAACGCUUCUCAACGGAGCUCCGUGCGCGUCUCCCUGAAGUUGCGACACUCAUUGGCUGGCUUACGGCACAGCAUGACACAAGAUUCAGUUCGUCGAGCUUCUAGGCGUUCCAUGCUAAAGAAGAGGGCUGGCAUGGGAAACUCCAUCUGCAGCAGUGCGGACAAUUUCAUGGAGAAUGAGGAACAGGUUGAAGAUAUCAGAGAUACUGUGCCAACAGUGGAACCUCUGGAUACGAUGGCUGAGGCAGGAGCUACAGAUCCUGAGGCGGCUCUUGAGCAAAACCAGGGGCUGACUCAGGCUAACCAACGUCACUCCAACAACACGACGCUCUGUCCUGUUACCCGUUCUAUGGCUGUAAAUUCUUCCAAAAUGACCCCUCCAGGUUUGUUGCCUGAUGGAAAUGUAUCAAAAACACCGCCCAAGUCAAGUUUGAGGUCCCACCAGAAUGCCAAACGCAAAGCUCCAGACCUUUCAGAGGAAAGCCCAACAAAGAGGUCCUCUCCACCAAAGAAAACUCAAAGCGCGAUCCGGCCCAAUAUGAGAUCAUUCCUCCACACUGUGCAGAAGAACCAGUUGCUAAUGAUGGCUCCUACUUCCCUGGGCCGAAGCAAUGUCAUGAAGUCCUUCAUAAAACACACCACUCCACUUAAGAGUGAUUCCAAGAUUAGCGGUGGUGUGGUGUCGAGGGAGCGUCAGAAACUGGAGGCACUCAAAAAGAAGCAGGAGCAUGAGGAAGAAAUACUAAAGAAAAUGGAGGAAGAGAAGAAAAGGAAACAAGAGGAACAGAAAAGGAAGAGGGAUGAGAGGCUAAGAAGAGUUGUCGAAGCCAGAGUAAAGGAGGAAAAGAAAGAAGAGGAAAAGAAAAAGAAGAUUGAGCAGAAAAUGGCACAAUUUGAGGAGAAAAAUGACAAGCUGCGCACUGAACGCCAGGCAGAUGAGAAGGCCAAGAAAAAGGUCGCACUGAAGCGUCAAGAAGAACAGGAGCAGAAACGCAAACUGGAAGAGGAAGCUCGAAAGAAGAAAAUGGAAGAAGAGAAGCGGCAACAGGAGUCCCUGGCUAAACGGAAGGCUGAAGAGGAGCAAGCUCGAAAGCUGGCUGAGGCCCGCAAAGCCCUGGAGCUGAAAAGAGAGCAGGAGAGGGAGCUGGAGAAGCAAAGACGAGAUGCGGCUGAGCGGGAGCGCAUUGAGAAAGAAAAGGCUCUUGCUCUUCAGCGAGCAGUGGAGAAGGCUGCAAGGGAGAAAGAGCAGAGAGAGUUGCAGGAGAAAAGAAAGGCACUUGAGGAAAAGAGAAAAAGGGAGGAACAACAGAGACUGGCUGCUGAGGAACAGGCUGCUAAGCAAAGAGAGGCUGCUGCCAAGAUUAUUGCCACUAUUCAGACACCUGUGGACAAAGGGGCAGGCCUAAAUGUGACUAUGGAUGUUGAGCAAUCGGCAAUGACUCCUGUUAAAAAUGCUGUCACACUGAAUGUUACCAUGGAUAUUGAGAAGUCACCCCAGACCUAUAACAUUACUCCAAAGGGGGGCAACGCAGCAGUAGUUGUAAGCAAUAAUUCUGAUGAUUAUGGGAUGGACCAAAACAGUGAUGACUCAACUGAUGACGAGUCUGCACCCAGGAAAACAAUACCGUCGUGGGCAGAAGGUCCCAAUCUACAGCAGACCAUCAUCAAACAGUACUUCAACCCUCCGGAUUUAGAUGGCUAUUUCGGCGUGAUUGAACCACCAAGGCUCGAGGACAUCUUUUAUAAGAACAAGCCUCGCUACUUUAAACGCACCAGCUCUGCGGUCUGGUACUCACCACCUGGAAAUGGCCAACAUUUUUAAUUAAACACUGGGAAUGGGUCUUUUUUGAAACCUUUUCUCUUUUUUUUUCUCCAAACAUUUUGUAUAAAGUCAAAUCUUCUGAAUAAAGUUACGGAUUCCUCUUAAUGGGGUGAUUGGCUCUUUAUAUUUUUUUCUUGUAAAAUACGAUGUACGUGAAAUGAUUGAGAUGUUUUUAUGACUGGUAGAUGAGGGGUAA
Messenger RNA from Lampris incognitus (smalleye Pacific opah), 2868 nucleotides. RefSeq names its product inner centromere protein (gene incenp). Gene Ontology annotation, cellular component: nucleus; meiotic spindle midzone; kinetochore. The transcript has 21 exons. Gene Ontology annotation, molecular function: protein serine/threonine kinase activator activity. The record is from RefSeq and is a predicted model, not a curated record. NCBI's taxonomy places the organism in Eukaryota, Metazoa, Chordata, Actinopteri, Lampriformes, Lampridae. Gene Ontology annotation, biological process: mitotic cytokinesis; positive regulation of protein serine/threonine kinase activity; meiotic spindle midzone assembly. The coding region runs from base 135 to 2672 and encodes 845 amino acids.